CUAGAACCUUUGAAAAUAAGGGACAGAAAGCGAAGCGAGAGAGGAGAGAGCAGCCGAACAAAUUCAGGAUAGAAAAUAGAUUGUCGAGAAAAGCAGAGUCAACAAAUAAGGAGUCAUAACAAUCAAUAAGGAGUGAGGAAGCUAGAGAUGGCGGAUUACGAAGGCAACGGCGGUGAAGAUCUGGAUAAUUACGGUGGUGUUUCUUCCCCGCAACACCGAACUAACAGCCACGGUGGUGCCGACGAUUUCAGUGACUCCAGAUCUCAACAUUCUCGUGAUGGAGAUAAUAAGGAAAGAGGUUCGUCAAGGAGCAAGGACAGAGACAGGGACAGGGAAAGGGGGCGAGAUAGGGACCGAGACAGUGAGCGUGGUAGGGAUAGGGAUAGGGAUAGGGAGAGGGAGAGGGAUAGGGAGAAGGACAGGGAUAAGGAUCGUCAUCACCGAGAUCGACACAGGGACCGAAGUGAGAGAAGAGACAGGGAGAGAACCAGAGACAGGGAUGACGAUGAUUAUCACAGGAGUCGGGAUUAUGACCGGAGGAGAGAUUAUGAUAGAGAUAGAGAGGACAGGCGCCGGCAUAGAUCCAGAUCUCGGGAGGAGAGGUCAGAGAGACGAUCAAGGUCACGCUCUCGAUCUCGCUCGAAGAGCAAAAGGAUCAGUGGCUUUGACAUGGCACCUCCGCAGUCUGCCUUGCUUCCGGGUGUGACUCCUCCUACAGGUCAAUUACUUGGUACCACACCAACUGUUCCUGGAUUAUUUCCAAACAUGUUUCCUCUGACACCUGGACAGUACCCACCUCUUCCGGUGAUGCCGGUUCAGGCAAUGACUCAACAGGCAACUAGACAUGCUCGACGAGUUUAUGUUGGUGGACUUCCUCCCACAGCUAAUGAACAGUCUGUGGCAACAUUCUUCAGCCAUGUGAUGUCCGCAAUUGGUGGAAACACUGCUGGCCCAGGGGAUGCUGUUGUGAACGUUUACAUCAACCAUGAGAAGAAAUUUGCUUUUGUGGAGAUGCGGUCGGUUGAGGAGGCUAGUAAUGCCAUGGCAUUGGAUGGCAUUAUCUUUGAGGGAGCACCAGUUAAAGUUCGAAGGCCCAGUGAUUACAACCCUUCCUUAGCUGCUACUCUUGGUCCCAGCCAGCCUAAUCCGAAUUUGAACCUUGGGGCUGUUGGACUGACCCCUGGUUCUGCUGGUGGACUUGAGGGUCCAGAUCGUAUCUUCGUGGGUGGUUUGCCUUAUUAUUUCACAGAAGCUCAGAUCCGAGAGCUGCUAGAGUCUUUUGGACCACUUCGUGGUUUUGAUCUGGUUAAGGAUAGAGAAACAGGCAACUCAAAGGGCUAUGCCUUUUGUGUCUACCAGGAUUUAUCAGUUACUGAUAUUGCUUGUGCUGCUCUUAAUGGGAUUAAGAUGGGUGAUAAAACUCUUACUGUUAGACGUGCAAAUCAAGGCAAUGUACAACCUAAACCUGAGCAAGAAAGUGUUUUAUUGCAUGCGCAGCAACAGAUUGCUAUUCAGAAGCUUAUGUUACAGCCUAUACCCACCUCCAAGGUGUUGUGCCUGACAGAAGUGGUUAGUCCUGAUGAACUAAUUAACGACGAUGACUAUGAAGACAUACUUGAAGACAUGAGACUGGAGUGUGGAAAAUUCGGUACUCUGGUGAACUUGGUCAUUCCGCGCCCUGGUCCCAACGGUGAAGUUUUACCAGGUGUUGGAAAGGUAUUUCUGGAGUAUGCAGAUAUUGAGAGUGCUACAAAAGCACGAAACGGCCUGCACGGGCGGAAGUUUGGUGGGAACCAGGUGGUGGCUGUCUAUUAUCCAGAAAACAAGUUCUCAGAAGGGGAUUACAGUGGCUAA
This is a messenger RNA of Oldenlandia corymbosa var. corymbosa, 1854 nucleotides long. Lineage: Eukaryota; Viridiplantae; Streptophyta; Magnoliopsida; Gentianales; Rubiaceae. The record is from the annotation of a GenBank genome assembly.